Molecule: messenger RNA, 1769 nt
Organism: Schistocerca gregaria
Lineage: Eukaryota; Metazoa; Arthropoda; Insecta; Orthoptera; Acrididae
Exons: 3
Coding region: 27-1769 (580 amino acids)
Source: RefSeq, a predicted model, not a curated record
AGUUUUAGGUGGAGCGCGGAAUACGUAUGCUGAAUACGUUGGUUUUUUUUAAAGGCAUUCGACCGGCAGGAAAGUCGAUUCGACCCGACUCGUUCCGUUGGCGUGCAUUCGGUACAGCUCCGUGUACAUACGGCAAGAAAACGGCUCUCUAUUUCGGCACAAUAUGGCCAGAUCCCAACGCGAGCGCUGCCGGAGUGAGGACGGAGUCCCUGCUGAGUCAAGUGACGAAAAUGGGGUUCAAAGUUCACUACUGCAGCCCAGCUCGGUCGAGACUGAUACCGAGCGAGCUGUUUGAGAGACUGGGCGUGGAGGCGCAUCGAUUGUCCUCCGUCAACAGCGAUGAGACGGAUGUGGUGCUGAAGACUCUGUGCCCGAAACUGGUCAUAUUGGAUAGGUUUUUGACCGAGGAAAUGGUAGGCUGGAGGGUUCGCUCGAACUGUCCGGACUGCGCAAUUGUGUUAGAUAGUCAAGACUUGCAUUGUCUUAGGCUAGCGAGACAGCACGUAAUCGAAGAGAUCGAGGCCGCGAGAGGAUACGCCCCGUCCAGAGGAACGGAGUACUAUUUGAACGCCAUACAGAAAGAAGGCCGAUAUCAAGCAGAACGCCAGUCCGGCACGUUCGAACCGAGUCGCCUGGUCGAAAAAUCAAAACACGCGGACAUUAUCCAAGUGGGCGCGAGAUACGCCCUGGUUCGGGAACACUUCUUGCGCGAGGUGGCGAGCUUUCAUCGGUCUGACUUGGUGCUGGUUUCUUCAAAUUUUGAGAAAGAAUAUUUGAUAAAAAAAUUUCAAAUAUCUGCAGACAAAUUAUUUUGUGCGCCGUUUUAUGUGGAAGUUCCGUCUGGCGAGACCAAGUCAUUCCAGCACCGUCGAGGACUCUGCUUCCUGGGAAACUUCAGACACCCUCCGAACAGAGAUGCCAUUUCCUGGCUGAAGAGAGAUAUAUGGCCGAGGUUGAGACAGAGUCUUCCCAAAGACGCAUUCAUAGACGUGUUUGGAGCCAACCCGCAAAGAGAGGACAUCCUUUUGUCAGACCCGGAGAACGGCUUCCGCGUGUCGGGACCGGUCAAGCCGUCCGCGCUGUUCCAAAGACUGCAGCUGUACAGAGCGUUGCUGGCUCCUCUGAGGUUCGGCGCGGGCGUCAAGGGCAAAAUCGUCGACGCCUGGAAGUCCGGCACGCCAGUCAUAACCACAUCUAUAGGCGCAGAAGGUAUGUAUCUGAGAGACGGAGAACGAGUCGAGUUUGGAGGCGCCGUCGCCGACGAUCCAGAAUCCAUUGCGUUGCAGACGUCUCGCAUCUACUGCAACCAAUCGGAUUGGCAUCAGGCGCGGCUUUCAGGCGGCUACGUGCUCAGGUCCAAGUUCAGCGAGGAAGGAAACGGACCCGCUCUGCGCGCGAGACUCCAACAUGUGAUCAGAAACCUGGAAUCUGUUCGCAAGAGAAACGUUGUCGGUCAAAUUCUAGAAUUUUCCACCAACAAAUACAAUGAAAUGCUCGCAAAAUACAUACAGCUCAAAGACAACAAUCAAGCGAGCGCCGACCAAAGACCUGUCCACCCUCGCUCUUCGCCCGACCACGACUCUCCCAUCGACCACCAAAAAACAAGAGAAAAAAUCGAAAAAAUUCUCGCUUGGUCCGAACAGCUCAGCCCCACCAAGCCCGCGCCCAACAAGCCCUGGGGACCACUUGCGCUGGAUCCCAGCAUCGACCGAACCCUGUCUACCCUCAAAAGAUCGAUGAUAGGCGCCCACAUCAAGAGAGAUGAUUGA